CACUGCUGUACCUAUUGCUCCAGAUAUCGGUGCUCAUCAUCCGAGGCCGUCCUGUGGGCACUGAAAAUCUAGUCUCGAUGCUGGCCAGGGAUGAGAACACCCGUAGUUGGCUACUGCCGAUACUGACUUUCCAGUGGAACCUGAUUAUGCCGAUCGCCACAAUGAUACUGUCGAUCGCGUUCACCCGUUCCCAUAGCGCCGGUGGCCUGACGUGGACCCAAGCGGUCACUUUCUACCCGUAUUGGCCCGAUUGGACCAAAUCCCUGUCCACUGUGUUUCAGAUCACACCACUGUUUCUCGUAUUCUUCGUGGGAUCCGUUCAACUCGUCAUUUAUUUAUAUCCCAAACAGUCUUCAGGACUCUUCCACGAGAGGAUACAAGGUGUGGAUCUACUGGAUAUAUAUACGUACGAUAUGAAUGUCCCCAUAAUG
Oppiella nova is the source of this 431-nucleotide messenger RNA. NCBI's taxonomy places the organism in Eukaryota, Metazoa, Arthropoda, Arachnida, Sarcoptiformes, Oppiidae. The record is from the annotation of a GenBank genome assembly.